This is a messenger RNA of Bufo gargarizans (Asiatic toad), 1623 nucleotides long. Its product is annotated as annexin A1-like. Gene Ontology annotation, biological process: myoblast migration involved in skeletal muscle regeneration; positive regulation of vesicle fusion; arachidonate secretion. Gene Ontology annotation, cellular component: cytoplasm; plasma membrane. Gene Ontology annotation, molecular function: calcium ion binding; phospholipase A2 inhibitor activity; cadherin binding involved in cell-cell adhesion. The record is from RefSeq and is a predicted model, not a curated record. NCBI's taxonomy places the organism in Eukaryota, Metazoa, Chordata, Amphibia, Anura, Bufonidae. The coding region runs from base 376 to 1392 and encodes 338 amino acids. The transcript is spliced from 13 exons.
UAGGAUAGGAUUAGAUACCCAGCUCAGCAGACAGUAUCACACAGGAUAGGAUAUUAGAUACACAGCUCAGCAGACAGUAUUACACAACUGCCAUGCACAUGGUAACAUGUCCCCUAUCCAGUGGCGUACCAAGGGAGGGGCGUCCCGCCCUGGGUGUCACUCACAAGGGGGGUGCCAUGACGGAGUCACCCCUCCAUCCACUGCUGCACCGCGACGCGACUCCGCUAGGCGCCGGCUUCUGUGGAAGGAUUAUUGCGGCGGAGCGCAACAUGACGUCACGACGCUGACGCAGCGCCGCCUUCACCGAAGUGGAAGGAUCCAUUACCAGCGGUCGGACGGAGCCUGAGGCAUCAUCAAAAUAAACUCGUCUUUACCAUGUCUUUUGUACAAGAGUUUCUACGACAGGCCCUUUUCCUGGAUGACCACCCUGAACUGGCAACUCAAAAAACUAGCGGAGGUCUUAAAGGGGCUCCAACGUAUGACGCUGCUGCUGAUGCUUCUGCCUUAGACAGGGCCAUCAAAACUAAAGGUGUCGAAGCAAUAAUAACUAGUAUUUUGACAAAAAGAAAUAAUGCUCAGCGCCAGGCCAUUAAGACGGCAUACCAGAGCUCCACUGGAAAGUCUCUGGAGGACGCUUUGAAGAGUGCCCUCUCUGGUAACUAUGAGAUGACUGUACUGGCUCUACUGAAAACCCCAGCAGAAUAUGAUGCUCAGCAACUUAAAAAUGCCGCCAAGGGGCUGGGAACUAAUGAGGACAUUCUUAUUGAAAUCUUAGCAUCAAGAACAAACAAGGAGCUCAGAGAUAUAAACAGGGUUUACAAAGAACUAUACAAGAAUGAUCUGUCAAAGGAUAUAACCUCAGAUACCACUGGAGAUUUCCAGAAAGCAUUGCUUGCACUUGCAAAGGGGGACCGCAGUGAAGAUGCUCGUGUAAAUGAUGAACUUGUGGAUAAUGAUGCCAGGGCCUUGUAUGAAGCAGGUGAAAAAAGAGAAAGACCAGAUGUUCCAGUGCUCAUCAACAUCCUCACGACACGCAGUUUUCCCCAGCUGCAGAGAGUGUUUCAAAGAUACAGGAGCUACAGUAAGCAUGACGUGAACAAGGCAUUGGAUCUGGAGUUGAAAGGAGACAUUGAAAACUGUCUUACGGCCAUUGUGAAAUGUGCCGCCAGCAGAGCUGCUUUCUUUGCUGAAAAACUCUACUUGUCAAUGAAGGGCUCUGGAACUCUGGACAAAGAUUUAAUUCGAAUCAUGGUUUCCCGUUCAGAAAUAGACAUGAAUGAAAUCAAGGCUAGUUACAAGGCAAUGUAUGGAAAAACAUUGCCUCAGGCAAUUUUGGAUGAGACCAAAGGAGAUUAUGAGACCAUCUUGGUGGCUCUGAGUGGAGAUCAUUAAACAAGAUCUGAUCACAAUCUUGAAGAUAAUUGCUUAAGCCAUGGCAGACAACUAUAAGCAGCAUCAAUAUCUCAAUGCAAUAUGACAUUCUACUGCAAAUGUUUUGCUUAUCGCGUUUUAUAACAUGGUUUUAUUAUACAUGCUACCUUCAAAUCAUGUUACUCUUUGUCAAUUUCCAUUUUCAAAUAUUUGUGAACAUAUAUACACAUUAAAGUUCAUAUAAAAAAGUGA